Rhinopithecus roxellana (golden snub-nosed monkey) is the source of this 8431-nucleotide messenger RNA. RefSeq names its product BTB domain containing 9 (gene BTBD9). NCBI's taxonomy places the organism in Eukaryota, Metazoa, Chordata, Mammalia, Primates, Cercopithecidae. The transcript has 11 exons. Gene Ontology annotation, biological process: adult locomotory behavior; modulation of chemical synaptic transmission; circadian behavior. The record is from RefSeq and is a predicted model, not a curated record. The coding region runs from base 148 to 1986 and encodes 612 amino acids. Gene Ontology annotation, molecular function: protein binding.
GGCGGCGGCGAGGACGGCGGCCACGGCAGCGGCGAAGGGGGCGGUGGCGAAGAGGGGGGUGCGGAGCGGGCGGAAGAGGCGUCUGUGCCGGCUGCUAGGUCGCAGAGGAACAUCGUUGGGAUCAGCGACUAUCAUCUGUUCCACAAGAUGAGUAACAGCCACCCUCUUCGCCCCUUCACUGCAGUGGGGGAAAUUGAUCAUGUGCACAUUUUGUCUGAACAUAUUGGUGCCUUGUUGAUUGGGGAAGAAUAUGGCGACGUCACAUUUGUUGUGGAAAAGAAACGUUUUCCUGCCCACAGGGUAAUUUUAGCAGCCAGGUGCCAAUAUUUUCGAGCAUUAUUGUAUGGUGGAAUGCGAGAGUCUCAGCCUGAAGCAGAAAUUCCUCUCCAAGACACCACUGCAGAAGCAUUCACAAUGCUACUCAAAUAUAUCUACACUGGGCGGGCAACGCUGACAGAUGAGAAGGAGGAGGUGCUGCUGGACUUUUUGAGCCUGGCUCAUAAAUAUGGAUUUCCAGAGCUAGAGGAUUCUACCUCUGAGUAUCUCUGUACCAUACUGAACAUUCAGAAUGUCUGCAUGACUUUUGAUGUUGCCAGUCUCUACUCACUUCCCAAGUUAACUUGUAUGUGUUGCAUGUUUAUGGACAGGAAUGCUCAGGAGGUGCUCUCAAGUGAAGGUUUCCUCUCCCUUUCUAAGACAGCACUUUUAAACAUCGUGUUAAGAGAUUCAUUUGCAGCUCCCGAAAAAGAUAUUUUCCUAGCCUUAUUAAACUGGUGUAAGCAUAAUUCAAAGGAGAAUCAUGCUGAAAUCAUGCAGGCUGUACGUUUACCUCUCAUGAGCCUCACAGAGCUUCUGAAUGUUGUGAGGCCUUCGGGACUGUUGUCUCCUGAUGCCAUCCUGGAUGCCAUUAAAGUGCGAUCUGAGAGCCGGGAUAUGGACCUCAAUUAUAGAGGCAUGCUCAUACCAGAAGAAAACAUUGCAACUAUGAAGUAUGGAGCCCAAGUUGUAAAGGGGGAGCUGAAAUCAGCCUUAUUAGAUGGUGAUACUCAAAAUUAUGAUUUGGAUCAUGGAUUUUCAAGGCACCCAAUUGAUGAUGACUGCCGUUCCGGCAUCGAGAUUAAGCUAGGUCAGCCGUCCAUUAUCAAUCACAUACGGAUACUCCUGUGGGACCGAGAUAGCCGGUCUUAUUCAUACUUCAUUGAAGUGUCAAUGGAUGAACUGGACUGGGUUAGAGUGAUAGACCAUUCCCAGUAUCUGUGUCGUUCUUGGCAGAAAUUAUAUUUUCCAGCCCGUGUCUGCAGGUAUAUUCGAAUUGUUGGGACUCACAACACAGUGAACAAGAUUUUUCACAUUGUGGCUUUUGAAUGUAUGUUUACAAACAAAACCUUCACUCUUGAGAAGGGGCUGAUAGUUCCCAUGGAGAACAUUGCAACAAUUGCUGAUUGUGCCAGCGUGAUUGAAGGAGUCAGUCGGAGCCGAAAUGCCUUGCUGAAUGGGGACACUAAGAAUUAUGAUUGGGAUUCUGGCUACACAUGUCACCAGCUAGGAAGUGGUGCGAUUGUGGUUCAGCUAGCACAGCCAUACAUGAUUGGGUCAAUACGGUUACUACUGUGGGAUUGUGAUGAUCGAAGCUAUAGCUACUACGUUGAGGUUUCUACCAACCAGCAACAGUGGACCAUGGUUGCUGACAGAACUAAAGUGUCCUGCAAGUCCUGGCAGUCAGUGAGUUUUGAAAGACAGCCUGCCUCCUUCAUCCGUAUCGUUGGGACACACAACACAGCAAAUGAGGUGUUCCACUGUGUCCACUUUGAGUGUCCAGAGCAGCAGAGCAGCCAGAAGGAGGAAAACAGCGAGGAAUCGGGGACGGGGGACACCAGUCUGGCCGGUCAGCAGCUCGACUCCCAUGCCCUGCGGGCGCCCAGUGGCAGCUCACUACCCUCCAGCCCAGGCUCCAACUCACGCUCCCCCAACCGGCAGCACCAAUAAAGGAGGCAGCGGGCCUGGUGUGACUUGGUGGGCUUGGGCGACGGCAGGAAACAGUCUCCUCCCUGAACAGGGGUCUUUGUUGACUGCCCCCGCCCCUGCCCCUUUCCAGGGAGGAGCUGCAAAAGCAGACACCGAACAGGUUUCCUCCCAAGGACAGAAAGGGGCUGCUUUGUUCUUCUCAAUUUGUCCAAAUCAGGCUGGUCUCGAGGGGGAGAAAAUGGGUCUUCAAUCUUCAUCAAGUCCACCAUUAACACCCUACCUCUCUAAUCUAGCCCAGGCGCAGGGAACGGGAGGAAGUCAUAGACAGGCCUGUGUUGGAAUACAAAAAUGGCACGCCAACACUCAGGCGGAGGAGAAAGCGUCAGGCCUUUGCUACCUGGAGGCACCCUUUAGGAACGGGCUUCCUUAGAGUGUUCAUUCUGCUGGAAAACAUUGCCCUGGCAACCAAAUGAUUUUGUUUUUCUCUUAGUUAUUCUCCAGUCAGUGAGUCAUACGUGCUCCAGAGCUAUUUGAAAUGCUCAAGCAGCAAAUCACUAGUUUUAAUCCCUUUGGAUGCUGUAAUUUUCCUUCCUUGGUUUUCAACGGUUCAGCUUGGGGGGACAGAGGCCCAUCAUGCAUGUCUCCUAAAUGAGACACGGAUGUGGCUCAUCCUGGCACUUGGGCCACAGAGGAAGUUCUGCAAAUGCACACGAGCACAUCAACCUGUAGACACUGGAGUUAAUAGUCACUCGUGUGGCUGAGUUAUUCACCUGUCAUUCCUGACAUGGAUCCAGCCUUUAAGCUUGGGAGGCUGACAAGGAAAUAGUUACUAUAUCUGCUGCUAAUUCACUGUUCAGAAGUCCAUGUAGAUAAACAUAUACCAAGUUCUGGCAUGGCCAAACCUGCCGGGGACUGCCAUGGCUUAGCCGCCCCUCCAGUUGUGUUUAGCGGAGCAUUGGAGAGGCAGCCACCUGCCCAUCAGCGUCGGGAACGCAGAACUGGGACUCCGUGCUUCCCCCACACCGCAGUACUCAACUGGGGAUUGAAAAAUAGCAGUUCUAAGAAGCUUUUCUCCUAAUCCUCAUCGAAAGGACCUCAUUUGAUGAUGGUGGUUUGAUCUGGCUCCGUCUCUUACUUAGUGAUUUCCAUUCCAGUGCUGCCUGCCCUGGGUAACUGUGGACAUCAUUGCCUGUCCCUCUGCUGUCCCCAGAGCUCCUGCCUCUGUCGCCAUCAGCAUCAGCCUGGGAGUCUCCCCAGGACGGCACGGCAUGGCACACAGGCAGCACCACGUCCCUGGGUCCUCGGCGCCAACCUGCAACCCUGAUCAGAGGAGGGUGAGGGCGUGGGAGUUUCCUUUCAGUGUGUCAAAGACGUAUCAGCUGCGCUCCAAAAAGAGCCAACAGGUCAGCCGCUUCCUCCUAGUUUAACUUGGUUUUGAGUUAUUUGUCCAUAUGGAAAUAGUAGGGUAGCAUCAAAUUGCAUGACUAAAUUGGAAGACUGUCUUUCCGUGUGAACACAGGAUAGCAGACAUCAGAGGGCCACUGGGUCAGGGCGGACAUGUUCCUGGGGAGGAGCCAGGCCCCGCAGCUCUCCAUCCUCCUCAGUGGCUCCAGCUGCAGGGCUGAGCUGCUUCCUAUCCCCUCAACUCUGCUCUCUGCCACUCCCUGUUGUGUGGGUGAGCGGAACACCCCUGGGGCGCCAGGCAUUUCCUGAUGGGAGGAGGCUCCUGUAAGGAACGUGGGCGCCCGCUCCCAGUGGGGGCGCUGGCUCUGUCAGCCCCCAGCCCCAGGUUGCCAGUUAGCCAGGGAGCUCCUGCGCACUCAGCACUUCCUUCCCCAGUGUGUUUUCUACCCAGAGGGGGACAGAGGAGCCAGAUCAGUCAUAUCAAGGGCAGAGUUCAAACAUUUUGAGAGAACCAUUCACGUGCUUCUUUUUAAACAUGGGCAUCGCCUGUCCAGAGGCCCCGGCCUGGAGCAGCAUGCUGCUGACCUUGGGAAGAGACGCGGGGCUGGUGGGGGAGCUGGAGGGGCUACCCAGCCCUGCAUCUGCAACCCUCCAGUCCCCUGCCCACGGAGCACGCAGAGCCCUCCUGUGCUCCGGGAACUAGACAGCAGCUUGGCAGCUCAGCCUCGUGUCGGCAAAGGAAUACGCUUCAAAGCCUCGGCCCUAGACCCACAUCUGCAGCUCCCUGGCCUGUGGCAGCUCUUUCCUUUGGGGCAUGCCCUUCUGAUCUCUGUCCUUCCUGCUUCCAGCACUUUAAAGAUGCCCCUUAUCAUCAGAUAAAGAGAAGUCAGGGGAAGAUGCGGCAGCACUAACAGCUGAUGUCACUGGUGAGGACUGAGGGCAAAGUCUCAUUCCCCCACAGCCGCGCUGCCAGCUCACCUCCCCUCACUUUGCUGGGAGCCUGCCCUGGACUCCGGAAGGACACCAGGCUGGGUCCACCUCCUUUCCCAGGCUGGAGGCGUACUGCCCUUCCCCAAGGGGUCUUCUGAAUGGGGCAGGCUCUUUUCGUGUGUCCAGCUGGGUCUGGAGGCCAAGUCAAGGUGUGUCACACCACACACCAGGGCAAGACCCUCAUCUCCAGGGAACAGGGACAAGUGAGCAGCUACCAGAAAGUCCCCAGGCAGCCUGGAAUUCCCCAGAGCCUGGCUGGUCCUACAGAGCACUUCUCCCCUAGGCCACCUGGACCAAAGCGACCUAAAAGUUUGAAGCUAAAAGCAAGUGCUGAUGAUGGGAUGGGCUGGCACGUGGCUGGGAGGGUUCCUGGGCACCACAGAGCCCUCAGCCCAGCAGAGAGUAGAGGCUGAGUCCGUGGGAAGCGGGACUUGUGAAGAAGGAGACAUGGCCAAGCCCCUGAUUGGGGAGACAGGCUCCCCCAUGCCCGGGCCAGCCCCAGAGGCAACAAGCCAACAUGAGGAGGGGUGGCAGGUGAGGCUGACGGGGGUGCCUGUGGCCCGGGCCUAUGAGGGCAGUGGUCUUCAGUAACCAACAGAAAGGGCACAAGGGCGUGACGGUCACCACCACCCAGGCAAAGAAACAGGAGGUGGCCAGCACCCCCACCCUUCACUUUCCAUCAUGUUUUUUUUUUUUUUUUUUUUUUUUGAGGGUAGAAAGGCAACUUCAUUGGAGCUUUUGGGGGAAAAAGCCUUCAAAGUCACCUUCCAGCAGCUCUGGGGAGGGUCAUUUGGGGUGGACUGAGAGUGUCGGGCGGGUAGGGCGUGUGCCACGCAGCAGCUGUGUCCCUGCAGCCAGCACCCAGCAGGGCAGUGUCACAGGAGCCGCUGCAACCACUUUGGACUUGAAGCAGCUAUGAACAGCCCCCGCCCCCCGUCUCUCCCUCACACACAGACACACGUAUUACCAUUUUCUCAGUGUUCUUUCUGCUUUCAUUCUUUUGAUUUUAGUUAGAAGCGUGAGCCAUGAUGGAUGUGGGACUCUUCUCAAUUGCUCUUUAAAUUGUCACUUUUUAAACCUUAUUAAAUGAAGUGUCGAUUCCUGACAAAUACAUUAAAAGUGCUUUAUUCCUAGAAGAGUUGGAAAAAGAAAUUAUUUUCAGCAAGGGUAGGAUGUGUUUGUUAGACUGAUUCCUUGGCAAAAAAGGAGAAAAAAAGCUUUUGAAUUGUGCAAAAAAUUGCCCAGUAGUUAUGCUGUCGCCCCAGUUGUCAAACUGCUGUGCAGACGGCUCCAGCCCAGUCAACUUCACCUUCUUUUUAAUUUAGAAGAUAACAAAAUUGUAAUCACUUAUCCUUUCCAGAGCCAAGGGGGAAAGGAAGGUAUAAUCUACAAUAAAACGCGAGCGUUCUGUGCACUGAGGCCACUUGGUAAUAAAGAGACAGAGCGUUCCCCUCACAGACUUCAAUUAAGAACCUCCCUUUGGACAGGGAAGAAAGGUGUCAAAAGAGGAAAAGAAAAUUAAAUUUGCCUCCUUCCAGGAGUUUUUCCUCAUUAGAGCUUGCUUGUCAGUGUUAUUAUUUUAAUCUUGCCUUCUGUGUGGUGACCAGCUCCUCCGAGCGAUGCCCAGGUCGGGCGCAGGCCGGGCAGGGCAGGUCUGCAGCGAUGCCACGGCAGAGGUGGGCAUGCUCCAUUUAUUUUGGCAACUGCAGCCAUUGAUUCUGCAUGUUUAUCCUGACAAUAGCCCCAGCAGGAGUUCAGUUAGGAAUGUAAAAUGCAGUUCAUGGUUCUGUGCCACCGUGGCUUUUAUUAUUAUAAUAUUAAAUUAGAAGUUGUCCCAGUGCCUGGUGUUUGCUCAGUUUCCGGAAGAGAGGGAAGGGAAAGGUUUAAAGGACAUGCAGGACAACUGGAAUGCCCCAUCUCUCUCGCUGACAUGGACCCAGUCAUACCUGAGGCUGGACGGGAUCUGGAGGCCCUGGUCAUUUGCAGAGUGAAUGGUGAAGGAAGCGGGCAGAAAAGGUUUGCUUGGAGGAAAGACCAGUUGCAGAGAGGCAAGGCAGAGAGAGAAGGGGUGGAGGCAGCAGGCCUUUCUUUGUGGUAGGUCUCUGGCUUCCAGUAGGGAGGAGGGAGGAGGCUAUGCCCUUCCUGGCUCUUGGCUACACCACUGAGGACGCCCUGAGGGACAGCAUGCUUACCCAGCCUUUGCACAGUGCCCGGCCUCAGGCUUCCACGGGCCUCCAGCUAGGACUUUCUGCUGGACUCAUGCAGAGGCAGGGAACAGGUGCACGGAAGAGCCCCCCCACACCCUCUCCAACACACCCUUGUUUGAAAAUCACUGUUCUCUUUACUCACUUUAAAAAGUGUACAGGGAACACCUGUUCCUGGCAUAAUGCUCCAACCUCGCAGAAGGGGCCAGGUGCCCCUCAUCUGGCUCUGGCUGCUUCCGACCUGGGCCCACGUCAUCCUUCACUUCCUCUGUGACCACCACUGGUCACGGUGCUCCCUGGCCCAGCCUCCAACUCACCCAGCACCCUGGCCUCUCCCACGCCAGUCUGCUGCGCCCAGCGGCCGUCCUGCCCCAUUGGCUUAGUGUCUUCUUUUUUUUAAAGAACGGAAAUAUUCCCCAAGAGGCCUCAUGGCCUAAAGACUCACAAUUAUCCACCUGUAAUUUAUGAUAAAUGUCUGGGAGCAUUUACCAUUUGCAUCGUGAGUAUUUAUAGCCCUGAGUGGGGAGGGUGGAGGAGGCCCCGCAGCCAGGGACCACACACCUGUCCCCACUAGUGUCCCCUGCUUGACAGAGCCCCCUCAGCCUCCUCAAGGCUGUCACUGCAGCUCUGACAGCUGAGAAGUGCCACCUUUGAAAGCCAGCAAACAGUCGCCUGCUAGGGGGAAGGCACUGAAGCAGAGGCCCUGGCCCUAGCACAGAGGAGGCAUUGUGAGGCAGGACGUGGGCCGGAGGGGCUGAGCAGCCUUCAGGUCAGGGACUGGGCCCUGGGUCACUGGAGACGUUGGUAUUAGUCCAUCUGUCUGCUGCCAAAUUGUCUGCUCCCCACCACGUGAGCCCCAGGGGUUUAUGUCCCAGGAAGGCAAGGGUGCCAUGUGAGCGGAAUUGGGAGGGGACGGCACCAGCUGGUCUCCCUCAGGGCCUUUGCCUCCCAGUGCUGCCCUGGCGGCUGCUCCUGCACCACAGCCCCUGAUGGCUGCUGCUAGUCCUAAAUUCCUGGGUUUACUCCUGGCCCACAUCUCCCACCCGGGCCUGAGGGUGCAGCCAGUGCCCUAGUCCUAGCCACUACAGGAGUCAUUCUGAGACCUGCUGGAGGCCAUGGGGUCUUCCCAGGCCCCUCAAUCAGCUGCUUCUGGGAUCAGCAGGGCAGGGCGCUGCCAGUAAGGACUGCGGGGAGCACAGCCCAGCCGCCCAGGCUGGGGGAAACUGGGGCAGAGCUUCCCGGUCUGUGGGGCCUAACCUCUCCCUAAGGCACUUCAGGCCUUGGGGCGCCCUCCACAGUGACCUUCAGAGAGGCUGCACCCGCUCGGAAGAACAGCGAGAAAUCUCCCCGUCAUACUCUCCCUGGUCCUUAUGUCCCUGAGCCCACCCCUUCCCAACCCCCAGUGCCUGGAGAAGCGAGAGACCGGCCGGGCAGCCUCUGGAGGGGCUCCAGGAGGCCAGGGGUCCUUAGGACUAGGCCUGGAGUUCGGCCCAAGAGCUGCUUUUGUGAAGCCUGUCUCGAUCCGGAUUCACCAGAGAACAAAAGCCUCCCAGCCUUUGGGGUUUCCAGGCCUGUAAAGCUGUGUGUGCCUCCCAGGCCACUCUGAUGCAAGGGCAGGGACCAUGCCAGGCCUGGGUUGGGGAUGGCUCUGUGACUCCAGAAGCUCCACCCAAAACUCCAAAGACGCCCAAAAGGCUGUGCUGCUGUGUGGAAUGUGUAUUAUUUGUGAGCACGAUGCAGCUUCUUCCUCAUUUUGCAGAGCAACCUAAGUGGGCAGCUGUACAAACCAUGUGUGUUCGAAACCCCUGAGUCGGUGUGUGUGAGAACGCAGGUUUUCUCUUAGAAAUAAAGUGGUGAUUUGUGCUGUA